CAGAUUGCACCUAUUCCACAUCUCAUUUCACGCCUCUGCCCUAUCUCAUCUGUUGCGUCUCUCACAACGGACCGAAGCGACACGAGUUAGCCUGACCGAUCUCUCUCCGGCGGAGCUCUGCCUUCCACACAACGCGACCGGCGAAGAACUGCGACAGCUUGGGAGGUACUAUAUAACUGCAAACUAGUAAGUAAAGGAAGGUUAAAAGCGGAAUCACUGUGAUAAAAAAUAAAGGAAAGAUGCCGGCUCAGAAGAUUGAAACAGGUCACAAUGACACAGUUCAUGAUGUAUCCAUGGAUUACUAUGGAAAGCGUGUAGCAACCGGUUCAUCCGAUACCACUAUCAAAAUAAUUGGUGUAAGCAACAACUCUACUUCACAGCACCUUGCAACACUGACUGGACAUCAAGGCCCAGUUUGGCAGGUUGCUUGGGCUCAUCCCAAAUUUGGAUCAAUCCUCGCUUCCUGUUCUUAUGAUGGUAGAGUAAUAAUUUGGAAGGAAGGUAAUCAGAAUGAGUGGACACAGGCUCAUGUUUUCACCGAACAUAAAUCAUCUGUCAAUUCAAUUGCUUGGGCACCUCACGAACUUGGCCUCUGCUUAGCUUGUGGAUCUUCUGAUGGGAAUAUCUCAGUGUUCACUGCCAGAUCCGAUGGUGGUUGGGAUACCACCAGGAUAGACCAAGCCCACCCUCUUGGAGUGACCUCAGUUUCAUGGGCCCCUUCUAUGGCUCCUGGUGCUCUAGUUGGAUCUGGCAUACUCGAUCCUGUUCAGAAGCUGGCUUCUGGUGGCUGUGAUAAUACUGUAAAGGUGUGGAAGCUAUAUAAUGGAAAUUGGAAGAUGGACUGCUUCCCUGCGUUGCAGAUGCACGCUGAUUGGGUGAGGGAUGUGGCUUGGGCACCCAACUUGGGCCUUCCAAAGUCUACUAUUGCAAGUGCUUCGCAGGAUGGUACAGUUGUCAUAUGGACUGUGGCAAAAGAAGGUGAUCAAUGGGAAGGUAAAGUUUUGAAGGACUUUAAGACCCCUGUUUGGAGGGUCUCAUGGUCCUUGACGGGAAACUUGUUGGCUGUGGCUGCUGGGGACAACAACGUCACAUUGUGGAAAGAAGCAGUUGAUGGGGAGUGGCAACAGGUGACCACAGUCGAUUAAUACUAAUAGAUUUCAGUUUUGUUUUUGUUUCUAUUGUUGUUCCUGUCUUUUGGCAGUGUUAAGAACUAGUUUGCUAGUAUUCUCAUUACAAUUUUCAUUCUGCUUUUGCUUUCAGAUACUUAUGUUUGUAUGGGUUAAUGUGAUGAGUGAUUUAUUAAAUUUAGAAAUGAGAUUUCACUACUUCUCUUG
Molecule: messenger RNA, 1334 nt
Organism: Camellia sinensis
Lineage: Eukaryota; Viridiplantae; Streptophyta; Magnoliopsida; Ericales; Theaceae
Product: Transducin/WD40 repeat-like superfamily protein
Biological process (GO): COPII-coated vesicle budding; protein import into nucleus
Cellular component (GO): nuclear pore outer ring; COPII vesicle coat
Molecular function (GO): protein binding; structural molecule activity
Source: RefSeq, a predicted model, not a curated record